Messenger RNA from Mucor mucedo, 1093 nucleotides. RefSeq lists its product as uncharacterized. The transcript has 2 exons. Gene Ontology annotation, molecular function: nickel cation binding. The coding region runs from base 101 to 844 and encodes 247 amino acids. The record is from RefSeq and is a predicted model, not a curated record. NCBI's taxonomy places the organism in Eukaryota, Fungi, Mucoromycota, Mucoromycetes, Mucorales, Mucoraceae.
UUUUUUUGUAACUCCGUGUGUGGGGGAGGGAGGCGAUUGCUUAUCGACUGGAUUUUUAGGUGGUUUUGUCCUUUUAUUCUCUCUCUCUCUUUUUAUAAGAAUGAACUUUACAACAUCAUCGUUUACGUCUAGUGCGACGAGUAGCUGGCUACUCUACAUUUUAACCGAUUCAGCUUUACCCACAGGAGGCUUUGUUUCUUCGUCUGGACUUGAAGCGAGUUACCAAGCGGGACUGAUUGACCAGCAUUCGUUACCGAGGUUUGUUUCCUCGUCAGCGCAUAAUUUCGCAAGCAACACGAAUUGUUUUGUACGCGCAGGUUAUGAAGCGGCUGAUCAGACGGACGUGUUGAGUUAUUUGAAGGAGAGUGAUGAGACGUGCGAUGCGGUGAUGGCUGCCAACGUGGUGGCGAGACGAGCGUCGUUGGCACAGGGUAUUGCCAUGUUGACAUUGUACCUCAAGUGUUUUACAGAUAAUGACGAACAAUCAAAAGAAAAGAUUGAGAUUGUCAAACAAUGGAAGGGUAUGAUACGUGGAGAGAAAGUGGAUGGACAUUUUGCAAUUUGUUAUGGAUUAAUAUGCCGGUAUUUGAAUGUGGAUUUAGAAAAUACCCUUCAUUUAUGGCUGUAUUUGUUUACACGAACGAUAUUUUCAUCUGCGGUUCGAUUGAAUGUGGUGGGACCAUAUGAAGCGCAAAGACUGUUACUGAAUUCACGUCAAUCGAUAGAGGAAAUCAUUCAACGAACAAAAGAGAUGGGCAUGGAAGAUUGUUGUCAGACCAAUCCACUACUUGACGUGUGUCAAGGAAUGCAUGAUAGACUUUAUUCUCGCUUAUUUAACAGCUAGGGCUUUUUCUAUUUUUUCUAUUUUUUCUAAAUACUUCUUCUAUUUUUUCUAACACACUAAUAAAAAAAAAAAAUCUAAACUCUGCAGUUGGUGAAUGCCAUGACCAUAAUAUCGGUAGCACCGACUUCAGAUAAACGAUCCAUGAUAUCGCCCUUUUGCUUCUUUUCAAUCAUGGCAGAGACAGCCACCCAACCUUCAUGAGAGUCCAAUGAAGAGACGGUGGGAGCUUGACGACCGGGUGUGAUGGCA